GUUUCAAGUAAAUAAAAAAAAUGAGUGCGGUAUUUUGCUUUUGAAUAUGCUUAAGAAUUAUAAACUCUAAUUAUUUAUUAAAUCAAUCAAUUUUGAAGUUAAAAGAUUCAGCUUCGAGUGCUAGUACAAAUUGAGCAAGGAUGAGCCUUCAAUCGAUCAAAUAUAAUCGUGGUAGCCUGGAGAUACUCGAUCAGCUUUUGCUGCCUGUUCAAUCCAAAUAUGUGGCAGUGCGUGGUGUGGAGGACGGCUGGAAGGUCAUCAAUAAGAUGCAGGUGCGUGGUGCCCCUGCAAUUGCGAUAGUGGGAUGCCUUUCGCUGGCUGUGGAAAUCUAUCCGGAGGAGUUUGAAAGCAAGAAAUCGCUACGCCAGGAAAUUGAGGGAAAGCUCAACUAUUUGGUCUCCGCACGUCCCACGGCAGUUAAUAUGAAAAUUGCCGCCGAUGAAUUGUUGUCUCUGGCCAAUGACUUGACCAAGGCUGAGGAUGUCUCAGUGCCCGAUAUGAAGCAAAGAUUCCUGAACGCCACCGAAGCCAUGCUGCAGAAAGAUAUUGCCGAUAAUCGAGCAAUCGGAGCCAAUGGGGCCCAGGCCAUACUCAAACGCGUUGCCACAACAUUGGGAGCUGCUGGCACUUCGGGCAAUGGAUCGGUUCGUGUGUUAACCCAUUGCAAUACAGGAUCAUUGGCAACAGCCGGUUAUGGUACGGCCCUUGGAGUUAUACGUAACCUGCAUGAGCUUGGCAAGCUGGAGCAUGUCUACUGCACAGAGACACGGCCAUACAAUCAGGGAGCCCGUUUAACCGCUUACGAGUUGGUCCAUGAGAAAUUCCCUGCCACAUUGGUCUUGGACAGCAUGGUGGCGGCUCUUUUGCGCGCCAAAAAUGUGGCUGCUGUGGUGGUCGGUGCCGAUCGGGUGGCAGCCAAUGGUGAUACAGCAAACAAGAUUGGAACCUAUCAAAUUGCAGUGGUGGCCAAGCAUCAUGGUGUUCCCUUUUAUGUGGCUGCGCCAUUGACCUCGAUUGAUUUGCAAAUACCAAGUGGCGAUCAUAUUAUAAUCGAAGAGCGUCCCGAUCGUGAGAUGACGCACGUGGGAGAGCAUAGGAUUGCUGCUCCAGGCAUUAAUUGCUGGAAUCCCGCUUUCGAUGUCACUCCCGCCUCCCUGAUUACGGGCAUUAUUACAGAGCGCGGCGUUUUUGAGCCCCAGGAACUUAAAGAGGCGAUUACCAAGCUACUGGGGUUAUAACACAUACACAUAAAACACACAGACACACACAGACGCACACAAAUUGUUAACGCAUGCACUCCACCCAAAACAAAAAAAAGAAAAAACAAAAACAACAACAAAAUAGUACCCCAGUCUAGCCACUGAUGUGGGUCGAAAUACAUCGCACAAUAUACCUCCUACCAUAUGUGUAGCCCCAAUAUGA
This is a messenger RNA of Drosophila willistoni, 1422 nucleotides long. Its product is annotated as methylthioribose-1-phosphate isomerase. Lineage: Eukaryota; Metazoa; Arthropoda; Insecta; Diptera; Drosophilidae. The coding region runs from base 141 to 1238 and encodes 365 amino acids. The transcript is spliced from 6 exons. The record is from RefSeq and is a predicted model, not a curated record. Gene Ontology annotation, molecular function: S-methyl-5-thioribose-1-phosphate isomerase activity.